Messenger RNA from Closterium sp. NIES-65, 2052 nucleotides. The record is from the annotation of a GenBank genome assembly. NCBI's taxonomy places the organism in Eukaryota, Viridiplantae, Streptophyta, Zygnematophyceae, Desmidiales, Closteriaceae.
AUGGUGUACGCGACCAUCGACAUGCUCGUCUUGGACGCCCUACGCCACCUGCAGACCGUGGAGAGGAACAGCACGCUGAGGCAGUACACCUCGUGGAUCUACCACUACAAGAGGUGGGCGGCGAAGAUGUUGAUGCAAAUUCGCAACAAGCUUCAGCAGGAAUACAGGCUUAAGCGCGUCGACGAGAUAGGGCACUACAUCCGGGACAACAAGAAGAAGAACUGGGACCAAGAGGCCGAUGUCCCCCGGUCGCACGUGUGGCUGCACGGCCCUAGGGUCACCCCGUCCCGGCUUCGCGCAUACGUGAAGGACAUGGUUCGGGAGAUGAAGCUCGAUGCCGAGUCCAGCAAGGAGGGCGACAACGCCACAGGAACACAGCCUGUGCAAUCUACAACGGUGCACACGCUCCUCGGGCGCAUAAAGGCAUGCCAGAUGGCGGCGAGAGUGGAGGCGACGAUAUACCGGGAGAAGGAGCUGAGCAUCAUGCGUGAGAUAUCGGUGGUCAGGUCGGAGCGGUUUCUGUUGUUGAAGAUGCUCACGCUACUCUCCCACCAUUCUCUCCUGCGCGGCGCAAGCAUCCGCGAGAUCACGCUCCCCGACAUAUUCUUGUACCGACUGGCGAGCACCUCGUCGGUGAACCCGGAGAACCAGCCGGUCGUCAUGGUCAUCGCUGCGCGGAACUCGAAGACGUCCAAGGAUGCGCGUUUGCAGCAGAGCUACGCUGCGCGGCACCUCGAAGCGGAGUUGUGCGCCGUCGGCGAGACGGGCCUGUGGUUGCACUUCAUCCUCGACCAGAUCGGCCAGUUUCACGGCGUCCGCCUCAUUCCGCCGGUGGACACCAGCACACGCGUGAGCUGGUACAAGAAGCACCUCUUCUUCGCCAGAAACGACACCAACCAAGGGGAGCUCUCUGCGGCAAGCCACCAACGCUGGACGAGGCAGUUGUGGGACAAAAACGGGGUCUUCUGCAAGAGGAACGUGCACGCCGCUCGAGCCGAAGGGGCCCAGGAGCUGGCCAUCGACGGCACGCCGCGCGCCAAGAUCGCGGAGCUGGGACACUGGGCGCUCGACAAGAUGACGCGAGCGUACAUCACCGCCAUUCCGGUGGGGGUGGAAAUCUCUGUCCGCAUGGACACCGACUACUACAACAUAUCCCUCAAGGCGACGCUGACGAAGGAGAUGGAGCGUGCCGCGAACGAGAGGAUUGACUUCCUGGAGGAGCUCGAGAAGCGCGACGACACCAUUGCGUCUCUCACCGCCGAGAUAACCCGUCUCACCGAGGCACUCCGUGUGUCAGAAGCACGGAGAGUGCCGGAGGCCCCGCCGUGCGCUACCGCGCAAUCUCCCAGCGAGGGUGGCUUGGCGGAUUCGACCAACAUGGGAGCCGGCGCCGACGGAGGGGACGACAAACCCCCGCCACCCCCACAGACGGACGAGGAGGCUAGUUACGAGCUCAACGUGGUACAACCGUGGCGGGAGGCCAAGACCGUGAGGGACGCCUGGCGCCUCUGGAACUCCGCCACCGCUAAUGACACCCGUCGGCUUUGCGACAGGAUCGCCGAGCCGCGGUUCAUCGACCGCCACACCCUCCUCGCCGGCGCGACGCAGGGUGCACUCAACAAGAGGGUGCGCCGCAUGCUGAAGGUCAUGGAUGCGGUGCGCCAGCUAUGCGCGAGCGACGGCGAAGCCGACACCGAGGCCUUGGUCGACACACUGCACAGGAUCGCGGCAUCGGGCAUCGGGACCUUCGCCAAUGCCCUCACGGUGCUCAAACCAGGAACGGCACCGAUGUUGUCCAAAGAGGCUGGCAUGGGAGUCAAGGGGCUGGGUCCCAAGGUGGUCUCGAAGCUGCGCCUCGCCUGUGCGCUUGUGGCGCUCAACCUGAAGCAGAGUGAUUGGGUCGAAACCCUGUUUCCAGACACGUGGGAGGAGCAGAUGCCGAAGACCAAGGCCGACCUGGCGAAGCCAAUGGCACCGGCAAAGUCGACAGCACCGGCCAAAUCGACCGCUCCGGUGCACCGUCCUCCGACCAAGAGGAUGAAGUCGGCAUGA